AUUCGGAUAUAUUAUAAUAAUCUAAUAAUAAUAAUGCACUUGAUUAUAUUAAUAUGGUGUAGUAUAUGUAUUAUUAUUAUAUUAUCAAAAGAUGUGUCUUUGAAAUAUAAUGGGGGAGAAGGGGAUUGAUUGAAAAUAUUUUAUAAAAUAAAAAAAGGAAACUGUGGGGAAACACCAACAUAAAAAGAUACAUACAUUUAUAAGAGCUAAAUAUAUUACUCAUAUAACACUUUAAAUACCUUUAUAGAAAUCCCGUCAAAUAUGUUUCCAUGUUUCAUAAGCAGAUAUAAUUGUCAUGAUCUGGAGUUUGUGUUAGUUUUGUGUCUUGUUUGGAAGUCCUUGUGUCGUCUGUCUCCCUGUGAUUGUCUGCCCUGGCCCUGAUUGUUUCCUUCUGUGAUUGCUGGCCCCGCCCUCAUUGUGUCCACCUGUGUCUCGUUCCCCGUUGUCCAAUCCUCUCACCUUGCCUGUGUAUGUAAACCCUGUUCGUCUCAUUCCCAGUGUGGCUUCGUACUGUUUGGUCCGUGUGUUUUGUCGUCCUGUUCUGGUUUCUUGGAGUAAAGAUUGUUUUUGUGCAAUAAUGUCGGCGUUUGGGUCCUCUCUCGUUGCGACAACCUGGACUGCGCAUGACAGAACGAAGCCACCAAGAAUGGACCCAGCCUUCAGUUUCCACUGCACGGUUCCUGCCGGGCCAACUAAGUUUCAGGUACUUCUGGAGGAGAUGUGGGAGUCCCUCCGGGCCCGUGGUCCUGUGCCGGCUCCAGUCCCCGAUGUUCCGUCACAGGCUCCAGACCCCGAGGUUCUGGUCUGGCCAGCCUUCCAUGAGGCUCCAGACCCCGAGGUUCCAGUCCACGAUGUUCCGGUUCCGUCACAGGCUCCGGACCCUGAGGUUCCAGUCCACGAUGUUCUGGUUCCAGUCCCCGGUGUUCCGUCGCCGGGUCCAGUCCACGAGGUUCCGGUUCCAGUCCCCGGAGUUCCGUCACCGGUUCCAGUCCACGAUGUUCCGGUUCCGUCACAGGCUCCAGACCCCGAGGUCCAGUCCACGAGGUUCCGGUUCCAGUCCCCGGAGUUCCGUCACCGGUUCCAGUCCACGAUGUUCCGUCACAGGCUCCAGACCCUGAAGUUCCAGUCCCCGAUGUUCCAGUUCCAGUCCCCGGUGUUCCGCCGCCGGCUCCAGUCCCUGGGUUUCCGUCACCGGUUCCAGUCCCUGGUGUUCCGUCGCCGGCUCCAGUCCCCGGUGUUCCGCCUCCUUCCCACCCGGCCCUGGUUCUCCUCAUCCCGCCUCCGUCCCGGUCAGUCACAGUUCCCCGUGUUCCGUCCCGUCCAGCCCUGGUUCCCCAUGUCUCGUCGCCUGGUCCUGGUCCCACAGAGCCCCCAUCCCCAGACCCCGGUACCCCUGGGACUUCCUCUCCUGAGCCCGGUCCCCUAGCUCCCCGCUCUUGUCCUCCGGCCCGCCCUCCAGAGCGCGCCCCUCGGCCUGGUUAUCGUCCUGCGGCCCGCCCCCCCGGACUGCUUCUGCAGCCUUGGACCCUCCUCCGGCUCCCCUCCACCCACCCUUGUGGAACGCUUGGCCGUCUGGAAUUCGUCCCUUGAGGGGGGGGUACUGUCAUGAUCUGGAGUUUGUGUUAGUUUUGUGUCUUGUUUGGAAGUCCUUGUGUCGUCUGUCUCCCUGUGAUUGUCUGCCCUGGCCCUGAUUGUUUCCUUCUGUGAUUGCUGGCCCCGCCCUCAUUGUGUCCACCUGUGUCUCGUUCCCCGUUGUCCAAUCCUCUCACCUUGCCUGUGUAUGUAAACCCUGUUCGUCUCAUUCCCAGUGUGGCUUCGUACUGU
Molecule: messenger RNA, 1824 nt
Organism: Pseudoliparis swirei
Lineage: Eukaryota; Metazoa; Chordata; Actinopteri; Perciformes; Liparidae
Exons: 2
Coding region: 578-1426 (282 amino acids)
Source: RefSeq, a predicted model, not a curated record